AUGGGUAUCAACAAGAAUGGAAAAACCGACAUUGACACUAAACUCAAUUUUUCUGGGUUAACGUUGACAACUGGAUCCGAUACUCUGGAGUCAAACGAAGAACCUAAUUUUAUUGAUAUUCUUUACAAUAGUAAAUUAUCUGAUUUUCUGAGUUUCCAAUACAAUGCUUAUUAUCCAUCACAACAACAACAACAACCAGACAUUAAUACUUCUUUGGAGAUAACUCCCCCUAAUUUUCUUCCUAGUGUGGCUGAAGCCAUUGUUCAUCUUAAAUUAUUGAAAGCUUUUUCUGUUUUGAAAACUAAAAUCAUUGGUAAUAAUAAUUUAAUUCCUAAUGAAUAUGAUAUUAAAAAAUGGCAAAUUUAUAUAACUGAUGCAUCUAGAAGAUUUAUAAUAUUUAUAUCUUCAAUAAGAUCAAAAUUUGGUAUUAUUAAAAGUGAUGAUGAAAAAGAAAUUUAUAAUGAUGGGAAUACCAAAAAUGAAAAGUUCAUUUCAAUUAUGAAAGAAUUAAUGCCACCAUUGGAUGUAAUAAUGGUAUGGCAUGCAUUUUUAUUAAACCCUAAAUCAAUGUAUGAUGUAUGUAUUAGAAAUAAAAUUUAUCAAUUUGCCAAUUAUCCUUUACCAUUAUAUAUUAUUGAUCAAUUUAUUGAUGAUUAUACUUUUGAAUUUCAUAUUCCUCAAUCAUAUAAAGAGAAUUAUUUAAAUUUAUUAAGAUCAUUUACAAAUAAUCCCAUUGAUUUAUUAUAUGAUAAUAGUAAAAUCUCCAUGAAUGAACAUUUGAUAACACUUUAUUGUCCUAAAUGUCAUGAACCAAUGACUAAACCAAUACCAAUUACCAAUGAUGAAAAUACUGGAUUUUCCGAUACAAAUUUUCUGACAAUUAAUAUAGGUCAUAAAAAACUGAAAUGUUAUCAUGGUACACCUUUUAAUUUUAAUCAUGAUGAAUUAAGAAAAUUACAAUUAUAUUGUGAUAUGACUAAUCUGAAAUCAUUACAAGGAACUCAUAAAUAUUUUUCCAAAGUUAUAUGUCCACCAAAAUUUACUAAAAGAAAUCCAUUUCUUAUUAGUGAUGAUGUUUGUAAAACAUUAAAUAAACAUUGGGAUGUCAAUAAAUCAUUGGAUGAAAUUUUGAAAUCUUUAAAUGCAAAGCAUAGACGUGAAUUAGUAAGACAAAGAGUAUUGUUGAGAAAUUAUUUACAAUUUAAUUUGAUUAGUUUAACAGUACGUGGAGAAAGAGAAAGAGAAAGAGGAGGAGGAAGUGUUGAAGUGGGAGAAGAUUUGGUGGGGUGUGUAUUACGUCAAGAACGAUUUGUUGAAAAAAUGAACAAAUUUGAUUGGUUACAUUCACCUUUAGUAUUUAAAAGUCUACAAGAAGCAGUAUUACGAUAUUCACGAUUUUUUGAAAUGUUAACUGAUGCAAAUUUACGACAAAUGUUGGUACCGACUUUAGAUAUUGAUUUGAUAUGGCAUACCCAUCAAUUGACCAUGUAUGGUUAUUUCCGAGAUUGUCGAGGAUCACCAAUACAUACGGUGAUUGAUCAUGAUGAUAAAGUAGAUGAAGGUAGAUUAGAUGAUGGAUUUGCAUUCACAGCGAAAAAAUAUAAACAAUUGUAUAAAGAAGAAUAUUCAGUUUGUUUUUGUUUAUAUUGUACUUCAAAACGGUCUGAUAGUCUUCGUAAAUUCAGUAAUUUUUUCAAAACGAAAAAGCAAACCAAAAAGCAAGAAUAUCUUCGACAAUCACAUCCAUUAUUUAGUAGAGGUGAAGGGUUUUCACAUAUUAGUGCCCAUAAUUCGGUAAGAUUACCAACAAAUUUAGCAAGUUCAAGAAGAGAAAAAAAUCCCGCUCCAUGGGCUGAUAAUACUUAUUUACUUUAUACUACCCCUUUACUUUUUGUUAUUCCUCCAAUUGCUCCCAUAAAUGAAGAUCAAUGUGAUUUUUAUGGUAAUGGAUUGUGUACAUCAGCAACAACCCUGUGUUCUAGUAUUGGUGGUACAUGUUGUACCAUAGCACCUUGUUCAGGUAACAGUGGUGCCGCAUGUUUUGGUACUGGACUCAACCCUGGUACUUAUGGCCAUGCCAGAAUUGGUGGUAGUGUUGCUGAAAUAGGUGGUGUAUGUGGUGCCGAUAAUAAUUCCACUACUGCAGGUUGUGCUGGUGCCAGUGGAUGUGGUGGAGGAGCAAGUGGAAACUGCAGUGGUGGUGGUGGUGGUGGAGUAAGUGGGUUUUGA
Messenger RNA from Candida dubliniensis CD36, 2229 nucleotides. RefSeq lists its product as uncharacterized. NCBI's taxonomy places the organism in Eukaryota, Fungi, Ascomycota, Pichiomycetes, Serinales, Debaryomycetaceae. The coding region runs from base 1 to 2229 and encodes 742 amino acids. The transcript has a single exon. The record is from RefSeq and is a predicted model, not a curated record.